Aspergillus sclerotioniger CBS 115572 is the source of this 2310-nucleotide messenger RNA. RefSeq lists its product as uncharacterized. The record is from RefSeq and is a predicted model, not a curated record. NCBI's taxonomy places the organism in Eukaryota, Fungi, Ascomycota, Eurotiomycetes, Eurotiales, Aspergillaceae. The transcript has 3 exons. Bases 1 to 2310 code for a protein of 769 amino acids.
AUGGGAGUCAAGGCACUAUCCCCACAGAACUCGUGGAAAUGGCCCGAUCAAAUCAAAUACUCAACCAUAUCCUCUCAAACCUCGGAUGAGGAACGGCCCGCGUGGACGAGAAUUCAGACCCAGUUCUCACUGCCGUUUAGCAAAACAUCAGCGAUGCAGCGUCCGCUCGACGAAGAAUGGAUCCAUGGUGUCCUCGUUGGUACCUGGACGGCUGGGGGAAUCCUGACUCUGAAUGUCUUAUUAUCCCUUAUCGCUAUUGGAGUCAGCUACUCCCAGACUGACAAUACGCGGGGCUUGAUUUCCACGGAAGUAUACAACGGGAACUGCACCCUGUCGAGUCGAUGGGCAACCGGUAUCCAUAUCGUUAUCAACCUACUGUCCACCGCUCUUUUGGAGGCCAGUAACUAUGCCAUGCAGUGUUUGUCCGGCCCCUCCCGGGCAGAUGUGGACAAAGCGCAUCGGAAACGUCAAUGGCUGGAUAUUGGGGUCAUGAGCUUGCGCAACUUUAGAGCCAUGACCAUCAAGCGGAAGAUUCUGUGGUUUGUUUUGCUCCUGAGCUCAGUCCCAAUUCACAUGAUAUACAACUCGGUGAUCUUUUCAUCCAUUUCAACCCUCGAUUAUGGUAUGAUCCUAAUUCCUGAGGAUCUGACCGCUACCGAGUCCUUAGUUGGCAAGGACGAAGCUGCUGCCUUCUUCGACGCAGUAGGCAGCACUCCGGAAGUCAUCCUGACUGAGAUUUUCGACGGCACCUUCCAGAAUAUGAGCAAUCUAGACUGCCUGAAGAAGUACGACGUCCAGUACAACACACACUUGGGGACCCUGGUUUUCGUUGCCGACCGGCAGUACUUCUCCAAUCUCAGCAGUCUCCGAGCGAACAUGUACGGCGAAUCUUCUCUAUAUGACUACGUCAAGCUCAUUGGAGAGAAGAGCAGGGCAGAAGCAUCCAUUGAAGAGGGUCACUGGACUGUUGAGGGCAUGGACUGGGCCGGAGGGGACACCUAUGGCUACUACGACGAACCCCCGAGCAUCCCCAUCUCCCGCUGUAUGGGAAAAACCACGACCCAGCGCUGCCGACUUCUCUUCAGCCCAUCCAUCGCUCUCGCCGUGAUCUCGUUCAACCUUGCCAAGGUGAUCUGCAUGUACCUGACGGCAAGGACGGACCGCUCUGAGAUAUUCUUGCGGGUCGGUGACGCCAUAUCCUCAUUUCUGGCCCAGCCCGAUCCCACCACUAAAAGCCGCUGCCUCAUGUCUCGGGAAGACAUGACACGGGGACCCUAUCGAUGGGAGCCAGUUCCCAGUUGGAAGAGCCUCAUCCGGCGCCGAAUGUAUCGUAACCGCGCAGAAAAGCCAACUGAUAUCCCCACGGAAACGCAUCGCAUGUUAGGCCAGGACCCCUACUCUCAAGAGACUUCGCCGAGAAUGCUACCCACUCGGAAACGAUGGUUCCAAGCAGCUAGUAAAACACCCUGGGCCACUGCCUUGACAAUGUUCGCUCUCUGCAUAUUUUUCUCAUCAGUCAUCUAUUACUACAUUCACCUCAACGGCUGGUCCCUAUCCGAGCAAUGGCGCCUUGGAUUCGGCGAACCCGACUCAGAAACCAACAUCCAGUUCUCCAUAACCAACAUGAUCUUCCUCGUCCUAAUCAGUAACUCUCCCCAACUCGUCUUCUCCGUCCUCUACUUCCUCUGCAACACUCUCCUCUCCUGCAUGCUCGUCACAGCCGAAUACAACGACUACGCCACCCAACGCAAACCCCUCCGUGUCUCCUGGCCCCAAGGCGACCAACGCUCAACCUACUACCUCUCCCUCCCCUACCGCUACAGUCUCCCCCUAUUCGUCCUCUCCGUCACCCUCCACUGGCUCCUCUCCGAAAGCUUCUUCUACGUCAACAUCUCCGCCUACGACGUCCACGGCCACAUCAACCAGGACGAAACCACCCGCGGAUGCGGCUUCUCCCCGAUCGCCAUCUUCAUCACCCUCAUUCUUGAAGGCGUUGCGUUCGUUUCCCUCCUCGCACUUGCCAUUCGUCCGUUUAAAUCCCCCAUGCCUUUGGCUGCGCAUUGUAGCGCCGCUAUCAGUGCCGCUUGUCAUCCUCCGGCUGGGGAUCGUGACGCGGGUCUGAAGGCGGUGAUGUGGGGUGAAGUCGCGUCGAAUCCGGCAGAUGAUACUGGUCUUUUCCCCGUGGAUUUGGCAACCAGUCACGAAGGCGAAGGGGAGGCAGCUGGGCUGAUGAUGAAGACGACAUAUACUCAUUGCAGUUUUACUUCGCAGGAGGUUACUAUGCCUCGUGAGGAUCGGUUAUAUCGUUGA